CCUUCAUCCACUUUUAAUCCCCCUUCACUGCUUUUUCAAAGAUUUCCUUACUCCUUCGGUCACUCUUCUUCUUACAACACAUAUUUUUCUUCUUUAUACCAACUCCAAACCGCUAUCGCGGGUACCCCGCCUCUACACGCCUGUCGCCUCAACACUUCUCAACGCAUACCGACAACAAUAGCAACAGCGACGACAACAAUAACGACAAAGGCGACUACGAAUACCGAGGCAGUAGCACCUGACACCCACAGCUCUGACAUUAGAGUACCUUCGAAUCAGCACAAAAGUGGAAUUGCCCAUUCAGGACUUAUUUCAACAAAAAGCAAUUGCACAGUUUUUUGUGUUACCGACAGGCGUCCAAAAAAUAACCACGCCCAGUCAUACAAGAAAAUGAGCAGACCCGAGCCCUCAGCAGAGGUAGGUUCUUUUGGUGGGUCGCCUCGCUCGCACCGGCAGAACGAGAACCCUCAGCAACAGCAGCAGCAGCAGCAGCACCAGAUGUACUUUGACGCACAGAUCGACUUGCCACUGACUCCAACAAUGGGCAACACCGCGCUAGAGUCGUUUGCAAUGGACUAUGGUGAGGUCGAGGCUUCGCCUGAGGUGUCAAUGUCACCGCGGACGUCAGCAGUAUCAGCAGUAUCAGCCGCAGCGGCAGCGCGAGUUAACCAGGCGUGUGCGAGCUGCCGGCGCAAAAAGGUGCGCUGUGACGGCGUGCAGCCAGCCUGUGGGAACUGCACCAGCCGUGGGAUGGGGUGCACUUACCUGGCACAAAAGAAGCGCGGCCGACCACCCAAGGUGACAAUUCAGCAGUCGACAAUGCCCUACUUUACGCCAUCAUCGGCCACACAAAGCCAGUUAAAGGAUCCGUACCUGUCGCCUGGCGUCGUUUUCUCGGGGAGUCAGCAGCAGCAGCAGCACUCGAUGCACGCGUACUUUGGCCAGUGGCAGUCGGGGCUGCCAGCAGUCAACCUCUCUGCCGGGAGCUCUGCGCCACAGGCCGGGUCCGCUGUGAAUGUGACUUUGGCGCCGCUCAAUUCUGGAAUCUCACAGGCUACGCCGACGGCCGACCACAGCCACUCGUUAUCCUCGCCGACAGCGGCCUUGCCGUUACAGGGAAUGCGCCCAGUCGGCAUGUACAGCUACUCUCAGCAGCCCCUACAGUCUGCCGGAACCUCCUCGUUUUUGGAUCUCGGGGUCAUUGACAAUACACAACGGGCGCUGUUCUCUGGAUAUGUGCGGUCGGCGGCGACAGAAACACACGGGAACGACUAUUUUGGCACAUUCCCGGUAUCGACGCGCGAGCCGGUCUCGAAUGUACUUUUGCAUGACCCGAUGCAGCAGCAGCAGCCUCCUCCGCAGCGGACCAGCAUGGACGAUGCGCGCAUGCACGCCAUGUCCUUCUCGAUGACACCAACAAUGGCUGCAGCACCACUGCUCUCUGUGCCAAACAACUAUGGCACCAGUGGGGUCUUGGGUCUUAGCCAACCUGACAUGACGACGACACCCGGUGUCGAAACAGACUACCAGGGCGUGCGCCAGGGUUUGUCGCCCAGACCGCCAAACUUGCUGUCCGCUGGCGCGCCUGCCGAUGGGCUGUUCUUCACAGAGUUUGUGCAGCAUUUUAUGCCGCUGACUGUGCCGCCACCGGUGCCGCCGCUGUUGCAACAGUACCAGAGUCAGAACCAACAAAUUCCCAGCAACGUGCAGAACGAUAGCCAGGAUGAUGUUUCUCAGGGCGCGAACCACAGGCAGCGCCAGGCACAAUUCCAGAGUCAGUUUCAGCAGGGCUCAAACCAGCCACAACGCCAAGGCCAGAGCCAGUCGGCAGCAGCACCCCCGGCCACCAGCGGCGGCAACUCCGGGCGGCUGCCGCUGGCUACAGAGAAGGACGCGCUGUCUUUUACGCUCGGCAACGUUGCCAUUGCGAUGACCAAACAUGACUCUGACUCUGCCAGCGUGCAAAGCUCAUUGGAUCACCUGUCGUAUGUAACCAAGAGCAUUUCGUAUGCGAGCCAGGAAGCACUGGAGCAUGCCAGGGAGGCUGCUGCCGAGGCCGUGGCAUCAAUAGAUUCGAACCAAGGUGAUAUUUCCGCGGACAGCAACAGCAACAGAAAUGGUAUAAACGGCAGUAAUGGCAGCAACAGUAUCAGCGAUGGUACACUGAAUGGGUCUUUUAUCCAUGAGACCCUAUUGCGCAUCGAGCGUUGCGUCGAGCUUGCAGACAAAGCUGUGCACAACUAUUUUAGCUACAUCCACCCGCAAUGCCCAAUAAUCCACAAGCCGACGUUUCUGCGGCAGAUCUCCGAUGGCUCUAUCAACCACUUUGUAUGGUUUGCGCUGCGCGCACUGGCAGCGCGCACAUUGCUGCAUACACACGUGCUUUCAGAGUCCGAAGUGCUGAUCGAGGAGGAGUACUUUGCGAGCAAAGCGCAUAUGACCUUGUCUUCUGCAUUGAACCGGCCGAGCGCCGAGGUUGUGCAGGGGCUGGCGCUGCUGUCGUUGUAUAUUUUCGGUACGCCGCGGUGGCAGGAAGCAUCCAUGUAUUGGUGCAAGGCGACGCGGCUAGCACAACUAAUGGAGUACCACGUUAUUGACGCGCCGUCCCGUACUAUCGCCACUAAAAUGCAUUUUGGUAUUUUUGAGCCGACCAAGUGCGGGACCACCCAUCGUGAUGACCUGGCGCUGAUUCCAGGUGACUUUUCGGGCCAGCACAUGCCCCUGGCUCAGGCACUGAGCCCCCUGGAGGCCGAGCUGCGGCGCCGGUUAUGGUGGACCUUAUUCACGAAUGAGCGGUUUUGCUCGAUUGCCGAGCGGCUGCCGACGAUGGUCAAUGAGGCGCGGAUGUUUGUCCACUUCCCAUGCAGUGCCCGCGACUGGGACCAGCCCGAGUUCACGUACCAGGCACCGGCGCGCGUGCCGCGGUAUCUACGCGAGGGAUACACGCGGGCGGAGCUCGGCGACGAUCUGAAUAAGCUGUCGCUGGGCCAGGAGAUGGUAGCGCGGAAGGCGGACAACCUAUACUUGAUGUGCGAAAUCGAGUAUGGAUUCUCGAUGAGCCAUCUGGUGGCGUUUUUGGCAGACAUGGGGAGCUUGUUUCGUCCGCGGUCGCCCUACGGCAACGACUACAUACCAAUGUUCAUGCAGAUCUCAUGGCCGCAUAAAAUGAAGACACUGCAGGCAAACGUCGAGCGUGUCGAGCGCAUUUUCGAAAUGGUGCGCCAGAAUAUCCUGCAGCGCCUGGCUGCCGCCCCGCCGCAGAACCCGGCUGCCGCUGCCGCUACCAAUGACACUACCAACACAGCGAAUGGACGGCGGGCGCCCUCCUCCCCUCUACACACAACAAAAGCGGGCAUUAAUUCCGAGUCCGCGGCGUCGCCACAAAAACUCAAGCACAGCACUGAUCCAGUCUUGGACCGCGAAGCCUAUGUGCCCGGAAUCGAGAUCCCGCAUUUGCACCAGCUCAACAUGCUGGUACUCUACUCCGUGCUAAACAUCCACCUGUACCGCAUGGUUUUCCAGAUCCAUUAUGAGUUUUCCAGCUCCCUGUCGGAGCCAGAUAAGCGGCGACAGGAGGACAAUCAGCUGCUUGCGGCUUUUGAUCAAUAUGUUAAGGAAUUGUGGCUGCGCACGACGACAGCGGCGCAGCAGGUGUCUAGGAUCUUGCGUGGCGAGUUUCCUGGUGUGCCGCACUGGGUAUUGACGCUUGCUGGGAUCAAAAGAGUCGCAGACUGCUCGCAGCAGCAGCAGCAGGCGCAUUCGGGAAUAGGCAGCUUGUCGACGACAGGUCCCAAUCCUCUGAUCCGCGAGCACCGGCCUCUGGCUGACAGCAAUACUUUGCCAGAGAGGUCCUCGUCCUUGUCCUCGCCUUCGAAUAUGAUGGAUGUGGAUGGUGGUGCCGAUAGUGAUCCCGCGCGGGGGGAGGAGAGUGGUGGGAAGAAUAGUGGUGGUGGCAAUGGCAAUGGGGCGGAGCGGCCAACACAGCAGCAGCAGGCAGCAAGACGCCUGCGCAAUGUAUUUCAGGAGCGGAUCAAGGCGCAAGAGGCCAAGUUUCAUGGAGUCACAUUGUCGGUGUUCUCAUCGUUCCGGCGCACAUUGCCGUACGCGCUCAUCAUGGCGGCCAAGGUGCAUGUGGACAACAUUGAGUGGUGGACUGAUGAGCGGCAGGACGACAAUAUGGCGCGGGCGUAUCUUGAUCUGGCGGAUAUUGUGCGGUUCUUGGAGACGCACCAGACCGCGUUCUCCAGCACCGACUAUGUGUCCUUGGUUAAGGGCAUGAUGCGCGUGGUAGACAGUUAAAAGCCAAAAUACAAAAAUAACAUGCAAAACAUUGAUAGAAUAAA
Kickxella alabastrina is the source of this 4343-nucleotide messenger RNA. RefSeq names its product fungal-specific transcription factor domain-containing protein. Gene Ontology annotation, biological process: regulation of DNA-templated transcription; DNA-templated transcription. The coding region runs from base 391 to 4299 and encodes 1302 amino acids. Gene Ontology annotation, cellular component: nucleus. The transcript has a single exon. NCBI's taxonomy places the organism in Eukaryota, Fungi, Kickxellomycota, Kickxellomycetes, Kickxellales, Kickxellaceae. Gene Ontology annotation, molecular function: DNA binding; DNA-binding transcription factor activity, RNA polymerase II-specific; zinc ion binding. The record is from RefSeq and is a predicted model, not a curated record.